CUUUGUGAUUGACUGCGUGUCAGCGGCUUUGUUACUCCAGAUAUCACCCUCGCCGGGACAUAUCAAGGACAUUAAUUUAUUCUCGACUCAUGAGGCAUUACAGUACUACGCCAUGUGAGAAAUUUCACUUCUUAUUCUCUUCUGUGUUAUCUCCAUUGCAAUCAUUUGCAAAAUCGUGGGCCAUCAGUCACCAAUACAGGAUCUCGGGGCAGGGAGUAACGGACGCGCUCAUUGGCCGGGAGCGCCGUCCACACGGGCCUGUUUAAUAAUAGAACCAAUGGCGGCGCUCCGUGGCGGCGGGUGGAUUUACCUCCCCACCCACCACUGCGCACUCACUAAUUAUUACACUAUUUCCUUCCCAGACCUUAUGCAACCAUAAAUGUUGUAUUUUUUAUCAUCAAAAUUAUAAAAUAAAAUAAAUAUCAAUCCACAAAGGGAAUAUUUAAGAGAGAAAGAAAAAAAGGGGCCAAGGUUUGGGAGAGGAACAGCAGCAGCAGGAUGUAAACAAAACAUUGGAACAGCUGAGCCUGAGCGAGCAGCUACUCCUCCUCCUGCUCCGCAACAAAACACCACUUGCAUCACUGUAGGACUCGUGCAUUGUCUUUCCUUGCCAUCACAGUGAAGGAAGCCACCAUGAACGCCCAAGUCAAACCAUUUAGGGAGAGAAGGAGUUUUGCCCAGAGGCAGCGUGACGUGGAACAGAUCCGGGAGCAGCACCCGAACAAAGUGCCGGUGAUCAUUGAGCGUUACCCCGGCGAGCGCCACCUGCCGCUGCUGGACAAGACAAAGUUCCUGGUGCCAGACCAUGUCACAAUGGGAGAGCUUGUCAAGAUCAUCAGGCGCCGCCUCCAGCUGCACCCGACUCAGGCCUUCUUUCUGCUGAUCAACCAGCGCUCCCUGGCCAAUGUGUCCAGCACCCUUGCCCAGGUAUACGAGCACCACCAUCAUGAGGAUGGCUUCCUGUACAUGGUGUAUGCAUCCCAGGAGGUGUUUGGAUAAUGUAAUCCACCACUGCCCUGCCCCUCCCUGUUCCACUCUGCUUUGCUGAGGAUCUCUCUGGAGCAGUGGCCUGGCUGGGGCAUCCUUCUGUGGCACCCCUGUUGGUCCUUUAGGGAGUCGUGGCUGACUGGCACUGGAGUGAGGCAAGAUGGGUCUGAGCCUAAGACUGAGUUAGAUGUUUCUUGAGAAUUCUGUGGCUGAACUAGAAACUUUACUGGUAUUUCAAAAAUAUUCAAUCAAAAACUAAGUUACAGCCAUUUUAUUCUUAAUUUCAGUCAUUAUGUUUAAGAUUUAUCCAAGCUUAUACUUUGAAAUUUUGUUUCCUCUGUAUACCUUAAUGUUUUCUUACGGUUUGGAUUUCAUACCCUUAAAAAUGUAAUAUUUUUGCACUUAUUGAUGAAGGUAGUUCUUCUUCCUCAUCAGUGGGAAAAGCUUGACAGCACCACCUUCCUACUCCAGGAGUCUCAGCAAACUUGUAAGAGUUUGUACAUUCAAAGGACACCAAAUUUGACACACCAUAAUUAGACUCAUCACUGCUGACAUUAGUCUUUCAUUGCAUUCAUGACUGCAUUUUUCAGCUGCUUUCUUCAUUUCAUGUAAAAUAUUUUUAUAUAAUUGGCCUAGUCUCCUCCAUUGUAGUGAUUUUAAUGAGAUAGUUAUGGAAGGUUAAUAAUAUAUUCUUUUUAGUAGCCUUGUAUUUAUUGUUUGUUACUAGUGAGAUGUGGAGGAACUUUGAUAGGAAUAUGUCAAGGUAUUCUCUUGGUUGCCUUCCAAACAGUCCCACCUGCUUGAUACGGGUCAUAGCUUCGCAUCAAGAGAAAUUUAACACAUCUGCAACAUUUACAUCAUGACUCAGCCAAGUUUAGGGACCACACCUGAGAGUGGCAUUGCAUUGGGGUGCAGGAUUUUAGACACGAGGAAAUAGGAUGUGCAGGACUCCCAGGGAAUCAGGGCAGUGCACGGCACAGAUAUUAUUAGUUAUCCUCCUAUUAUUCACAGGACUGACAUACACCAUUAUGUAAUAUAAGCCUCAUUUUCCCACAAGGUGUCUGAGGAAGGUGUCAGUAGAGUAGUCUGUGUAACCAGUGUGGUGGGCAGCACAGUAUGCUGUCUCCCACCACCAGCAUAUGCUAUGUUUAAGGAGCAUCACGUAGCGAGGCAGGGCAGCUGGCAGUCUGUUCCGUAUAUAACUAAGAUGUCUGCCUUGUCUCUUAAAAGUAAUAUAAUGGACUCUGUGUGUGCAAGUUACUAUUCCAAAACUAUUUUAUUACUUAUAAUGAAAAUUGUUUGAUAAACUUUUCCUACUAGUUACCAAGUGAUUUAGACUUGUUUUGUAUUAGAUUAGAAACUCAAGAAGAAAUUCCUAUGAAUUCUUGUACUUAGUAUAUAAUGGUUUUAUGGUUUACUGCUAUAUCAAAUUGUUCUGAAAAAAAUGUGCAUGUGUCAAGAAAAUUAUUUGGGCAUUUUGACAGCGAAGACAUUAAAUUAUUACUGUAUCAAUCCCAAAUUGUGAGUUAGAUUCUAGCAGAGCACUGUACAGUUAUUGUAGUGGGGAGUCAUCUCAGCAGGGGUCACGUGUAGUUUGGUAUCAUGUUGGGGUCAUGCAAAGCAGGCUUUGUUGUGUUCAGUUUAUCACGUUUGCCUUUUAGCGCAGACAGGACUUUCAGCCCAGACCAGUCUUAUGAUGAGCACUGCUGGUGCACACUGCUGGCUCUGUAUGGAUUGGAUUCUCAGUCACUGAACAUCCAGUACUAAUUGAAAUGUAUCUCUAUGUAAUUUUUGUUAAUUUCUUGCAACCAGUGAAAAACCAUGGUGUGUUUGUAUUCAUGUUCAUUUAUGUGAUGAUAAAACAAUAGCUUGUAACCUGGCAAACCUUUAAAGUAAAAUUCAUAUAUUCAUAUAAACUUGGCUGCUUGGUCUUCCAACCAGCCUGUAGCAAUGAACACCUGACCUGUCAGCUAUCAGGCGGCUCCCAUAUUACCAUUUUGAUUCUGAACAGCAAGAUUUUGAAGAACUCAGCAGUGUGUUGAGCUCAACCAAACAGGACAUCUGGUGUUGUCAGCACAGUACAAGUAGUAGUAGGGCAGUGCAGCACUAUCAUGUAUAUGGGUGUGUAGACUUCGAUACAUCCACUUGAAAAUAAUGUACUAAUGAUAGAACUUGUUCUAACUAGGAACUUUACAUAUAUUCUUAGCAUUGAGCCUUUGUAUGCAUAUUUUUAGCUUUACUUCAUAGUGCAGGAUGGCUACAAGUUAUUACUACACCUAAUAUCAGAAUGUCAACAAGGUCUGAACCUCGAGGAGUGAUUAAGAGGCAGCACCAUUCCAUAGGACUGCCAGGAUUUAAGCAUCACAGAAGGUGCAUUUCUAGCACUCAGACCUUUCACUGUGUUUUGAAUAACUUGCAAUUAAAAGUUGUAGAUAAGACUCAUUAGACUACAUGUGCUUCAGAGGUUUGUGGCGAGUUUCUAUGAACAAUUGUCUCAACCAUAGGUUCUUCGUUUAGCUUUAGUUUUGUACCUACCCACCUUGUUCUGGGAGGGACUGCAGUGUGAUGGUGAUGUAGUGCAGUGCAAUAAUGUAGACAUGCUGGGAGUGCUUCCACCUCCCCCACCAACCUCUAAUUAACUUUAAGAAGGAUGGCCAGAAAGCCCUGCUGUUAAAACUUGAUGUGCUUCAGUAUUGUUAAAACUGAAGAGCAUUUCUCUUCCAGUAUGAUAAAAGUCAGGAACUAAUGUGUAGCCUUCACAUAACUGGUAUCUGUACUUCAGUGAUUGCCCAUGUGAGUGUCUAGGAUGCAUCCAAAUGAAAGGUUGCUUCCUGCCUCCUUUAGCCAGCUUAAAUUUGUGUAGCUUCCCACCUCUCUUGCUGGUGUGAUGUUAAGACAAAUAUUUGUACAUGCAGCCUUGUGUAUUCUCUGUCCACACCUGGGAUUUACAGGUGUAUCAGUGUGACAGGCUUUGUAGAGCCAGCCAUAUAAUUCAAGCUAGAGUUGAAUUAGCAUGAAUUAGACUCUUCACUCUCCAUGUUUAAGGCUUGUUAGGACACCCAUAAAUGAUAAUCAGUCUUCAAGGCUGCUGUUCCCCUGACUGAUAUACCUUAUCUGCUGUCUGAACAUUGUUUGUUGGAAAAGGUUUGUUUAAGAGUGAAGCAAAUUUAAAUAGAUGUGGUAUUCUCUUUCAUUCUAGUUGAUCAGAAUAUCAAAUACAAAAAUUGCAGUGUCAUGCCUUCAGCUUUACCUACAUCCUGGCCUGAAGGGUGGCGGCCACCUCACCCAUCACACUGCCUGGCUGGAGACAGCGACUCUGCAUCACUUGUAAUGGCAGCAUCCUUUUGAAAUCAUUACAAGUUGACCAGAAAUAAUUCCAAGCUAAUCAUCAUUUGUAAAUUACCUUGACAGCGACUUACCAGCCAAGUUUGCUGUAGUCAAAUUCCUUUACCAUUCCUAUGGUUGCUCUUUGUGGAGUCACCAGUCACUGCCACAUGGAUUCCUUUCAUAGUUAGUGGGAAGUAAAUGUAUGGAACAAAUAGUUACAUCUCUUGGAAUUUCUUCACAUUAUCUGUUUGAUACAGCUAGUGGGAGGUGAGCAGAAUGUGUCUUAGUUAAACCUACAAUUGACAAAUAAGUUUUAUAAGUAAAUAUCCUGAAACACUGGUUGUUGGGGCAGAGGUGACUUGCCUGUAUCUAGUCUUAAGGAAAUUGUUCAUUGAACUGGUAAAGCAGUCCUUGGAUCUCAAGAUUAUAAGACUACUGACUGGAUGUAUAUUUGGCUGACCUAAUGUAGGAAAAAAAUAUCAUGACUAACAGGAAACUCAUGUGUUUGACUGUUGGAUUUAUAUUGGUAGUUAAGUUUUAAAUUGAAUGGAUUUUGCUAGUGUAAAUUACCAUACUAGAAGUGUUUAUUUGGGCUUUCAUAUUCAGUGUUAAGAAAACUUUGCUGUAUAUAUAAUCCCAUUAUCCCAUCCCUUCAACAGAAAUAUAUGUUUUUAUACAUUACA
Messenger RNA from Scylla paramamosain (green mud crab), 4997 nucleotides. RefSeq names its product microtubule-associated proteins 1A/1B light chain 3A-like. Gene Ontology annotation, biological process: cellular response to nitrogen starvation; macroautophagy; autophagy of mitochondrion. Gene Ontology annotation, molecular function: ubiquitin protein ligase binding; microtubule binding. The coding region runs from base 634 to 999 and encodes 121 amino acids. Gene Ontology annotation, cellular component: autophagosome; autophagosome membrane; cytosol. Lineage: Eukaryota; Metazoa; Arthropoda; Malacostraca; Decapoda; Portunidae. The record is from RefSeq and is a predicted model, not a curated record. The transcript has 4 exons.